Messenger RNA from Cucurbitaria berberidis CBS 394.84, 1693 nucleotides. RefSeq names its product putative Xaa-Pro aminopeptidase. Bases 26 to 1417 code for a protein of 463 amino acids. NCBI's taxonomy places the organism in Eukaryota, Fungi, Ascomycota, Dothideomycetes, Pleosporales, Cucurbitariaceae. The record is from RefSeq and is a predicted model, not a curated record. Gene Ontology annotation, molecular function: metalloaminopeptidase activity; manganese ion binding. The transcript has 4 exons.
GCAGAGAAGCUGCUAUAGCAUCAAGAUGGCCAUCGCCGAAAACUAUGAAGAUGUUCUAAAGGGCAAGUACCCGGCCAAGGACCACGCGAGGAAGGUUGCAAAGUGGCUCGUGGAGAAGGGCGGCGAUAAGAAAGGCACGAUAUAUCUCGAGGCGCAGAAGCAGAAGUUGAACGAGGAUAACGAUGGAGAGGCCCCUUGCCGACAACGGCGUUAUUUCUUCUACCUCAGUGGCUGCGAACUACCAGACUCAUAUCUCACAUAUGAGAUAGCCGACGACAAGCUGACUCUCUUCAUCCCUCCAGUAGAGCCUGACGAGGUCAUCUGGUCCGGUCUUCCCAUGAGCCCCGAGGAAGCAAAGGCGAAGUAUGAUAUCGAUGAAUGCAGGACGACCAAAGAUGUCAACUCCCACCUGACCAGCACAUCCGAAUCCGCACAGUCGACCAUCUAUGCCAUUCCUGAGCAAAUCUCCGAACACGUCACGUUCUUGUCCUUCAAAGACAAGGAACUCAGCCAGCUGAAACCCGCCAUCGAGUACUGCCGCGUCACAAAAUCCGAUUACGAAAUCGCACUCAUCCGCAAGGCCAAUGUGAUCUCCACUGCUGCUCACGUGGCCGUCAUGAAAGCCGCUGCUAAAGCAAAGAACGAAUGCGAACUGGAAGCUAUCUUCCUAAAGUCAUGCGUAGAGCGCAACGCAAAGAACCAAGCCUACCACUCCAUCGUUGCAGCUGGCGAACACGCCGCAACUUUGCACUAUGUCAACAACGCCGCGCCAAUAUCGAGCCAAAACCUCCUUUUACUGGACGCUGGCUGCGAGGUUGACUGCUACGCGUCAGACAUUACGCGUACAUUUCCAAUCAACGGCUCCUUCAACGACGAGAGUCUGGCGAUCUAUAAGAUAGUCCUGGAUAUGCAAAAUCAAUGCAUCGCCGCUCUCAAGGCCGGUGUACUCUGGGAUUCUGUCCAUGAGCUUGCGCACAAAAUUGCCAUCCAAGGCCUACUCAAGCUUGGGAUCCUGAAGGGUGACGCAGAUGAUAUCUUCAAAGCAAGGACGAGUGUCGCAUUCUUCCCACACGGGCUGGGGCAUUAUCUGGGAAUGGACACACACGAUACGGGAGGCAAUGCAAACUACGCGGACAAGGACAGCAUGUUUAGGUAUCUGAGGGUAAGGGGAACCCUUCCGGAGAGGAGUGUGAUUACCGUUGAGCCCGGCAUCUACUUUUGCAAAUUCAUCAUCGAGCCUUAUCUCAAGGAUGAUAAGCAGAGCAAAUUUAUCGACGAGAAGGUGUUGGAGAAGUAUUGGAGUGUUGGGGGUGUGAGAAUCGAAGACAAUAUAUUGAUCACCAAAGAGGGUAUCGAGAAUUUGACGCCUACGCCGAAGGAGGUCGAUGACAUUGUUCAGCUUAUCAAGUCAGGUUAAUAGAUAGACAUAGUCGGACUCGUCUGAUCUGUUGAAGAGGGUGUAUAAUGACGAAUAUGUGUUAAUUUAGGCGAGGUUCAGGGACGAUAGAAUUGCAGCUGCCUGAGAACCGUUGUUGUGAUUGCACAUAGUCUUCUUACGCCGCAAUUAGCUUAAUCCCAGAAAACCACCAAAGAAAUAUUAACCCCAUGGGAAAAUCGAACAUAUGCCUACCCACUACUCCCUCCAAUAGGGAAAAUACUAUACCACAUGAAGCGCUAGCGCUAUUAGGCGACA